UUGCAUACAAAACACCUGUUCAAAGUCCAUUCCCAAUCGCGGAUAAUAUACUUUUUUUUAUUAUUUAUAAGAAAGGUUUAACUGUUAGUUGGAAUUGAAGAUCCGACUUACAUUCCUUACAUUUUCAGUGCAAAAAUGAUUAAAAAUUAUUUACCGUUGCUACAGAAAUCCAUUAGAAUUUCAGGUCAAUCAGCAUUGCAAGCUCCUGUCAUGAGUACCAGUAACCCAGUUCGUUCGCUAUGCGCCGCCCCAUCUGCCAAUUAUAAUUUUGAAACGCUCAAACUUUCCACCCCGAAACCGUUUGUGGUGCACGUAGAACUGAACCGACCGGAUCGGCUGAAUGCCUUCAAUAAGCGCAUGUGGAUCGAGCUGGGUGAGUGCUUUAGCACACUACACGACGAUCAGGAUUGUCGGGCGAUUGUUCUGUCGGGCGGGAGCGCGAAACAUUUCACCGCUGGAAUAGAUCUUCUGGAUAUGAUGAAACUUGGCCAACAGCUGGGAGAGAUUGAUGACAUUGGCCGGAAGGCUCGGUUGUUCGAAGGGCUCAUCAAACUGUACCAAGAUUCGAUAAGCUCGUUGGAGCGAUGCUACAAACCGGUCAUUGCUGCCGUUCAUGCUGCCUGUGUGGGCGCCGGAGUGGACUUGAUCACGGCUGCCGAUAUUCGCUACUGCACGAGAGACGCCUGGUUUCAGGUUAAAGAGGUGGAUAUUGGCAUGGCAGCGGACGUGGGAACGCUCCAACGGUUGCCGAAAGCGAUCGGCAGUCAGAGUUUGGCGCGUGAUCUAUGUUUUACGGCGCGCAAGUUCAAAAGUGACGAAGCUCACAGUUGUGGACUUGUAUCUGGUGUUUUUCAAUCACGCGAAGAUAUGGUACAGAAGGCGAUUGAAUUGGCUGAACAGAUUGCCAGUAAAAGCCCCAUUGCUGUACAGGGAACGAAAAAGAACAUGGUGUACUCGCUGGAUCACACCAACCAGGAAGGGCUGGAUCAGAUACGCGAGAUGAAUAUGGCUAAUCUACAGAGUGAAGACUUCAUCAAUGCCGUGAUGGCUCAGCAAAGUAAAGAUGAAAUGCCCAUUUUUUCUAAGCUGUAAGGUUUAUGGAUUUCUUUUACUUCAAUUUAAUGGGAUUGGAUACUUUUUCAAUA
This is a messenger RNA of Toxorhynchites rutilus septentrionalis, 1145 nucleotides long. Its product is annotated as delta(3,5)-Delta(2,4)-dienoyl-CoA isomerase, mitochondrial. The record is from RefSeq and is a predicted model, not a curated record. NCBI's taxonomy places the organism in Eukaryota, Metazoa, Arthropoda, Insecta, Diptera, Culicidae. Gene Ontology annotation, molecular function: delta(3,5)-delta(2,4)-dienoyl-CoA isomerase activity. Gene Ontology annotation, cellular component: mitochondrion. The transcript is spliced from 3 exons. The coding region runs from base 136 to 1092 and encodes 318 amino acids.